This is a messenger RNA of Miscanthus lutarioriparius, 813 nucleotides long. The record is from the annotation of a GenBank genome assembly. Lineage: Eukaryota; Viridiplantae; Streptophyta; Magnoliopsida; Poales; Poaceae.
AUGAACGCUGGAGGCGGCACCAGCACGCUUGGCGGCGGGUGCCCGAGCGGCAGCGGCAGCGGAGGCCCUGGACCUGGAGGAAGCGGCGGCGGCGGGCCCUGCGGCGCCUGCAAGUUCCUCCGGCGCAAGUGCGUAAGCGGCUGCAUCUUCGCGCCCUACUUCGACUCGGAGCAGGGCGCCGCGCACUUCGCGGCGGUGCACAAGGUGUUCGGCGCCAGCAACGUGUCCAAGCUGCUGCUCCAGAUCCCGGCGCACAAGCGCCUCGACGCCGUCGUCACCAUCUGCUACGAGGCCCAGGCUCGGCUCCGCGACCCCGUCUACGGCUGCGUCGCCCACAUCUUCGCGCUCCAGCAGCAGGUGGUGAAUCUCCAGGCCGAGCUGACCUACCUGCAAGCACACCUCGCCACGCUGGAGCUGCCGUCCCCGCCUCCGCUGCCGGCCCCGCCGCAGAUGCCGCUGCCACCAGGCCCGUUCUCCAUCUCGGACCUGCCGUCGUCGACCAGCGUCCCCACCACCGUCGACCUGUCCGCGCUCUUCGACCCGCCGCCGCAGCCACCGCAGUGGGCGGUCCAGUCGGCGCAGCCGCACCACCACCACCACCACCAUCAGCCGCAACAGCAGUACCACCAGCUCCGGCAACCGGGGCCGUAUGGCGCGCCCGUCAGGCCGGGCGGCGGCCCCGGCAUGGCAGAAAGCUCAGGCGGCGGCGGCGGCGGCGGAGACGACCUGCAGUCGCUGGCGGGGGAGCUCCUGGACCGCCACCGGUCAGGCGGCGUGAAGCUCGAGCAGCCGCCACCGCCACACUCAAGAUGA